Messenger RNA from Exophiala dermatitidis NIH/UT8656, 4488 nucleotides. Its product is annotated as ABC drug exporter AtrF. Gene Ontology annotation, molecular function: ABC-type transporter activity; ATP binding; ATP hydrolysis activity. Bases 1 to 4488 code for a protein of 1495 amino acids. The transcript has a single exon. Gene Ontology annotation, biological process: transmembrane transport. Gene Ontology annotation, cellular component: membrane. The record is from RefSeq and is a predicted model, not a curated record. NCBI's taxonomy places the organism in Eukaryota, Fungi, Ascomycota, Eurotiomycetes, Chaetothyriales, Herpotrichiellaceae.
AUGGCCGAGGCUGGCUCUCAGGGCACAGGGUCGGGCCAGCAACAACCUGGUACUCUAUUCCACGAUCUGGUCACGGCAGAGCCUCAGCCCUCUACCGGGGGCGCUCAACAUGAUGUUGUGACAGAAACGGAGGCUCCGGGGCCUGAAAAGCGCUAUGAACGAAUUCAUACGUCGACGGAGUCGCAUGGGCUUGAUCGCACAGUGUCCGGUGUGGACGUCGAACGGGCGGAGAGGGACUUUGCGGAGCUAAGUCGGGAACUGAGUUCUAUCAGUCGUCGCAUGUCACGGACACAGUCGAGAGGUUCGACUACUAAGACCCGAGAUAUCGAGAAGGCGAUCAGUGCCUCCGACGACUCCGACGAAACCUUCAAUUUGGAAGCCACUCUGCGCGGCAACAGGGAAGCCGAUGCCGCUGCUGGUAUCAAGUCGAAGUACAUUGGCGUCAUUUGGGAAAAUCUUACCGUUCGUGGCAUCGGCGGUGUCAAGAACAUAGUCAAGGUGUUCCCAGACGCCUUUGUCGAUUUCUUCAAUGUGCCGGGGACGAUCAUGAGCAUUUUUGGACUUCGCAAAAAGGGAGCCGAGUUCAACAUCCUGCAGAAUUUCCGUGGUGUUGCGAAACCCGGUGAAAUGGUCCUGGUUCUUGGACGGCCCGGGAGCGGCUGCACGACGUUUCUCAAAGUCAUGGCCAACCAGCGAUACGGUUAUACCGGCGUAGACGGAGAGGUACUAUACGGGCCCUUUGAUGCUGCAACAUUCGCGAAGCGGUACCGGGGUGAAGCUGUGUACAACCAGGAAGACGACGUCCACCACCCCACCCUCACCGUGGGUCAGACGCUGGGGUUUGCACUGGACACCAAGACACCUGGACACCGUCCGGCUGGUAUGAGCAAGGGCGAAUUCAAGGACAGAGUGAUUGACCUGUUGCUGAAAAUGUUCAAUAUCGAACACACGAGAAACACCAUUGUUGGCAAUCCAUUCGUGCGAGGUGUCUCCGGCGGAGAACGGAAAAGAGUUUCGAUCGCCGAAAUGAUGAUCACCAGAGCCACAGUGUGCGCUUGGGACAACAGCACGCGUGGGCUCGACGCAUCGACGGCGCUCGACUAUGCAAAAUCGCUCCGCAUCAUGACCAACAUCUACCAGACAACCACGUUCGUCUCAUUGUAUCAGGCAUCCGAGAAUAUUUACAAGCAGUUUGACAAGGUGAUGGUGAUCGACCACGGCAGACAAGUCUUCUUCGGCCCUGCAAAGGAAGCCAGAGCGUACUUUGAAGGGUUGGGUUUUCUGGAGAAGCCUCGUCAGACGACGCCCGAUUAUCUGACCGGAUGCACUGAUGAAUUCGAGCGAGAGUACAAGCCGGGCCGGGGACCGGAAAAUGCUCCCUCGACGCCGGAUUCAUUUGUGGAAGCGUUCAACAAUUCCGUCUACUCGCAAAAGCUCGCGGAGGAGAUGAACGCAUACAGGGAAACCAUACGAGAAGAAAAACAGAUCUACGAUGACUUUGUCGCGGCCCAUCAACAGGCCAAGCGGAAGCACACGCCCAAGAACUCGGUCUACUCUGUUCCGUUCUACUUGCAGGUCUGGGCUCUGAUGAAGCGGCAAUAUCUGAUCAAAUGGCAAGAUAAAUUCUCUCUGGUUGUAUCAUGGAUUACCUCGAUCGUAAUUGGCAUCGUUAUCGGUACCGUGUGGUUGAACCAGCCCAAGACAUCUGCUGGUGCAUUCACCCGUGGCGGUGUGCUGUUCUUGUCUUUGCUGUUCAACGCAUUCCAGGCCUUUUCGGAAUUGGCAUCUACAAUGAUGGGUCGUCCAAUCGUGAACAAGCAUCGCGCAUACACAUUUCAUCGACCCGGAGCGUUGUGGUUAGCACAGAUCUUGGUGGAUGUCGCUUUCGCUUCGGCCCAGAUCUUCGUUUUCAGUGUUAUUGUCUACUUCAUGACGGGACUGGUUCGAACGCCGGGGGCCUUCUUCACGUUUGUGCUUAUCAUCAUCACAGGCUAUUUGUCAAUGACUUUGUUCUUCCGGACGAUUGGGUGCUUGUGUCCUGACUUCGACUAUGCGAUCAAAUUUGCCGCCGUCAUCAUCACCCUGUUCGUCAUUACCUCGGGAUACAUUAUCCAGUACCAGAGCCAGCAGGUGUGGUUACGAUGGAUCUUCUACAUCAAUGCUCUGGGAUUGGGGUUUGCGGCCAUGAUGAUGAAUGAGUUCAAGCGGUUGACCAUGCGUUGCACAGCCGAAUCGCUUAUCCCAUCGGGGCCGGGCUACAAUAACAUCCAGCAUCAAGUGUGCACUUUGCCGGGUUCCGAGGCUGGAUCUUCCCAAGUGUCUGGCAGCGCCUACGUCAAACUGGGAUUCUCGUACAACCCGUCCGACCUGUGGCGCAACUUUGGACUAAUCAUCGUCUUGAUCGUCUUCUUCCUGAUCACCAAUGUGGUUCUGGGUGAGGCGGUCAAGUAUGGAGCGGGUGGUCGUACCGUGACCUAUUUCGCCAAGGAGAACAAAGAACGAAAAGCCCUGAACGAAAAGCUCCAGGAACGGAGACAACGGAGACAAUUGAAGCAGGAUGCCGAAGACAGCUCGGAACUCAACAUCACGUCCAAGGCCAUCUUGACAUGGGAGAAUCUGACCUACGACGUGCCCACGCCAGCCGGCCAACUUCGACUUCUCAAGGACGUCUUUGGCUACGUCAAGCCGGGACAGUUGACAGCGCUGAUGGGCGCCAGUGGAGCUGGAAAGACGACGCUUCUCGACGUGCUGGCAGCACGAAAGAACAUCGGCGUGGUUGGCGGUGACAUCUUGGUUGACGGCAAAAAGCCAGGCCGGGGGUUCCAACGAGGCACGUCGUAUGCCGAACAACUCGAUGUGCAUGAAUCCACACAGACAGUGCGAGAGGCACUACGAUUCAGCGCCGACCUUCGUCAACCUUACGAAGUACCCCGCGAGCAAAAGUAUUCGUACGUCGAAGAGAUUUUGUGUCUACUCGAACUGGAAAACCUAGCCGACGCCAUUAUCGGCACGCCCGAGACGGGACUGUCGGUGGAAGAACGGAAGCGAGUGACGAUUGGAGUGGAAUUGGCCGCGAAGCCUGAACUGCUCUUAUUUCUCGACGAGCCCACGUCCGGUUUGGACUCGCAAUCGGCAUUCAACAUUGUGCGCUUCCUGCGCAAACUGGCGGCGGCCGGCCAAGCGAUUCUCUGCACGAUCCAUCAACCCAACAGCGCACUAUUCGAGAACUUCGACCGACUGCUCUUGCUCCAAAAGGGCGGCGAGACCGUCUACUUCGGCGAGAUCGGCAAGGACGCAUCCGUGCUGCUCAGCUACUUCCACAAGCACGGGGCCGACUGUCCUUCGGACGCCAAUCCCGCAGAAUGGAUGCUGGACGCCAUCGGGGCAGGCAUUGCGCCUCGCAUGGGCGACCGCGACUGGGGCGAUAUCUGGCGGGAGAGCGAAGAAUUAGCAGCGGUCAAGGCCGAAAUCAUCGAGAUGAAGACGACACGCCAACGCGAAGUGGCCAACGAGCCACCCCUGAAUGACCGCGAAUACGCAUCUCCACUAUGGCAUCAGAUCAAAGUGGUCUCGUGGCGAACACAUCUGGCGUUCUGGCGAUCUCCGAACUAUGGCUUCACGCGGUUCUUCAACCACGUCGCACUUGCAAUCUUGUCCGGUCUGGCCUUCUUACAACUCGACGACAGCCGCUCGAGUCUGCAGUACCGCGUCUUUGUGAUUUUCCAAGUCACCGUGGUCCCCGCAUUGAUCCUGGCGCAAGUGGAGCCCAUGUACGAUUUCUCCAGGCUCAUCUUCUACCGCGAGUCCGCGGCCAAAGCGUAUCGACAAUUUCCCUUUGCAUUAGCCAUGGUGUUGGGCGAAAUGCCGUACAACAUUCUCUGUGCAGUCGGGUUCUUCUUACCACUUUACUACCUACCCGGAUUCAACAGCUCGUCUUCGCGCGCCGGAUACCAGUUCCUCAUGGUCUUGAUCACCGAACUCUUCUCGGUGACCUUGGGCCAAAUGAUCGCCGCCCUGACUCCAUCGAGCUUCAUCGCCAGUCUAAUCAAUCCGUUCUUGGUCGUCGUGUUAUCCUUGUUCUGUGGUGUCACCAUUCCCAAACCCCAGAUGCCGCGCUUCUGGCGCGCCUGGCUGUACGAACUCGACCCAUUCACAAGGCUUGUUUCGGGAAUGGUCGUCACCGAACUCCAUGGUUUGCCUGUCCAUUGCAAGCCGCGCGAACUCAAUUCGUUCCCUGCCCCUGCCGGCCAGAACUGUGGUGAUUAUAUGGCUGAAUUCUUCAGUAAUGGCGGCGCAGGGUAUAUCGCCGACAAUGCCACUGAUAUCUGUCGCUACUGCGCUUACAAGGUCGGCGACCAGUUCUACAAGCCCCUCGAGUUGAGCUUCUCCCAUCACUGGCGCGACCUAGGCAUCUUCGCCGCCUUCAUUGGGAGUAAUUUGAUUCUCUUGUUUUUGGGAUCCAGGUAUUUGAAUUUCAAUAGGCGAUAA